UGAGUAAAUUAAAAGAAAAUAUUAUGUAAGCAAAACUGUUGAUCAUAUUAUCUGUAUUCUUCAGCAUAUGCUUCAGAAAGGCGUAGCCCCAUUACGGUUUCAAACAGGCACGAGCUAUAUAGCAUACAUGCUAUGAAGGAUAUAGUGCUUAUCAAUUAACCACAAAAAUUACAGCCAGAUAAAUUCAAUUUUAUCUCCGUUUGCUUGCUCCCCAUCUUUAAGGUACAUCCCUCUGAGAUUCUUUUCACUGCAAUCUUUUCUUUUCUUCACACAAACUUGUUACAUUGUGCCACCCAAAAUACAAGAUGCCUCAAGAAACAGUGGUGAAAAGGUCACCUUUUCAAGAAAAUUGUGGGAGGCUUCAAUUUGCAAUAAGGCUAUUAGUGGUGGUAUUGCUUCUAGGUUGGAUUUUCAUUCGGAUAAUGUCGCCUACAAAUACUUUUAGACAAACAUGGCUGCCUCGAUACAAAGCAAAGACUAAUAAUACAACUUAUAUUGGUUCAAAAGGUGCUUAUCUUCUCUUGUACACUUUCCCAAUCUUGCUCCUAGCUACUUUGGGAUGUGUCUACCUUCACAUAGGCAAAAAAGUAAUCCAUUCCAACACGGAGAGCUGCAAUGCAAAGAAGUGUGGGGUAACCAUAUGGAAGCGUCCAGUGCUUAUAAAAGGCCCUCUUGGCAUUGUUUCUGGCACAGAGAUAGCCUUCUUGUUUUUGUUCAUUGCCCUCCUAGCUUGGGUCUUUUCAACUUCUGUACAAAACAGCUUUGCAACAAUCACCCCACAAUUUGCAGCAAAGGAUGGCCAGAAAAUAUGGGAAGAGAAGCUAGAUAGAGUAGCAAAAAGGUUAGGUGUGGUUGGGAACAUAUGUUUGGCAUUCAUGUUUUUUCCUGUGGCUCGUGGCUCAUCUGUGCUGCCACUGCUUGACCUCACCUCGGAGAGUUGCAUCAAGUACCAUAUUUGGCUUGGAAACAUAGCCAUGACACUUUUUACUUCUCAUGGCCUUUGCUACAUCAUUCUUUGGGCAGUUACUGAUCAUACUUCUAAUAUGCUGGAAUGGAAAAAGAAUGAUAUAUCAAUUGUGGCUGGAGAGAUAGCUCUGCUUUCUGGUUUGUUCCUAUGGAUUGCAACCAUUCCCCGCAUUAGGCGAAAAGUCUUUGAGCUGUUCUAUUACACUCAUCACCUCUACAUCCUCUUCAUAGUCUUCUUCAUCUUUCAUGUUGGCAUUACCUAUGCCUGCAUUAUGCUCCCUGGUUUCUACCUCUACUUGGUUGAUCGUUACUUAAGGUUUCUGCAAUCAAGGUGCCAAGUUCGUCUGGUUUCUGCGCGGGUUUUGCCAUGUGAAGCUGUAGAACUCAACUUCUCUAAGGGCUAUGGAUUAACUUAUAACCCCACAAGUGUUAUGUUCAUAAAUAUACCAAGCAUAUCCAAGUUGCAAUGGCAUCCAUUUACUGUUACUUCUAAUAGUAAUUGGGAGCGAGACAAGCUAAGUGUUGUUAUUAAAUGUGAAGGAACUUGGACCAAGAAGCUCUAUCAGCUGCUUUCAACAUCUUCCACAAUAGAUCGCCUUGCUGUAUCUGUUGAAGGUCCUUAUGGACCUGCUUCAACCAAUUAUCUACGCCAUGACACUCUUGUGAUGGUAAGUGGAGGAAGUGGCAUCACACCUUUUAUCUCCAUCAUUAGGGAGCUAAUAUAUCUGAACACUACAUUCAAAUGCAAGACCCCAAAAGUUGUCCUAAUUUGUGCAUUCAGAAACUCUACAUCUCUGUCAAUGCUAGAUAUGAUCCUCCCAAUAUCUGGCACCCCAUCUGAAAUUUCUAAUAUGGAAUUACAAAUUGAGGCAUACAUCACAAGAGACGAGGAGCUUAAAGCAGAUUGCCCAAUUCACCCUCAAACCAUAUGGUUCAAGCCAAAUCCAUCUGAUGCACCAGUACAUGCUAUAUUAGGUCCAAACAGUUGGCUCUGGCUUGGUGCUAUAAUAUCAUCCUCUUUCAUAAUUUUCCUUAUCUUGAUAGGGAUAAUUACCCGUUACUACAUUUUCCCUAUUGAUCAUAACUCAAAUGAAAUAUUUUCAUUCCCGUUGAAUGCAUUCCUUAACAUGCUAGUGAUAUGUGUGUCCAUAGCAAGUGCUGCUAGUGCAGCUUUUCUUUGGAACAAGAAACAUAAUGCCAAAGAAGCAAAACAGGCUCAGAACUUGGAAGGAUCAACACCAACAGUGUCACCAAACUCCAUGGUUCACAAUGCAGAUAGAGAAUUGGAAAGCCUUCCAUAUCAGUCCCUUAUUCAUGCUACUAAUGUGCAUUAUGGUGUAAGACCAGACCUAAGAAGAAUGCUACUUGAACACAAAGGUUCAAGUGUGGGUGUUCUUGCUUCAGGACCCAAAAUAAUGAGGCAGGAGGUUGCAGCCAUUUGCUCAUCUGGUUUAGCUGCGAAUAUGCAUUUUGAGUCAAUUAGCUUUAGCUGGUGAUUUUACUCAUACUGUAUUGUAAAGGAUGGAAAUUAUUAAUGGUAAACCUCUGGAAGAACCUUGUAGUCUUUGGCUCAGUCAGCCUUGAUGGACUUACUAGUUGUGUUGCUUUUAUUUAAAUGACUGAAAAUUGGUUUGUCAACAAUAAUUUGGCUUUCACAUA
Molecule: messenger RNA, 2625 nt
Organism: Glycine soja
Lineage: Eukaryota; Viridiplantae; Streptophyta; Magnoliopsida; Fabales; Fabaceae
Product: ferric reduction oxidase 2-like
Exons: 9
Coding region: 306-2462 (718 amino acids)
Cellular component (GO): plasma membrane
Molecular function (GO): oxidoreductase activity
Source: RefSeq, a predicted model, not a curated record